AUGGCGCUGCCGGAGACCAAGCAGUUCGGGACACAGCUGACCAGACUCUCGAAGAAGUGCCAGUUGUCAGGCAGUGUGUUCAUCACCCAGAAGAAGUAUGAUGGUCGCACUAAACCCAUUCCAAGGAAAGGCUCUGUAGAAGGCUUUGAGCCCUUGGACAAGUGUCUGUUCAGAGCUCCUGAUGGGAAAGAGAAGAUCAGCACCAUGGUGAGCUCCAAAGAAGGGAACCCAAGUUUCAGAUGGCUGGCUUACUCAAACCUACCAGGAGUUAACACGGAUGGGCUGAAGGAGGGGGACAGAAAGAAUGACAGCAGGAAGAGCAAAGCAGCACAGGGAAGGGUUCCAGAUACCCUGCUUUCACCAACUAACCACCGAAUUACUUAUUUUUCCUAUGGUUUUUACUGUUGGCCUCAAAGCUAG
This is a messenger RNA of Neogale vison (American mink), 420 nucleotides long. RefSeq names its product signal recognition particle 14 kDa protein-like. Gene Ontology annotation, biological process: SRP-dependent cotranslational protein targeting to membrane. The transcript has a single exon. Gene Ontology annotation, cellular component: signal recognition particle, endoplasmic reticulum targeting. Lineage: Eukaryota; Metazoa; Chordata; Mammalia; Carnivora; Mustelidae. The coding region runs from base 1 to 420 and encodes 139 amino acids. Gene Ontology annotation, molecular function: endoplasmic reticulum signal sequence receptor activity; 7S RNA binding. The record is from RefSeq and is a predicted model, not a curated record.